AUGGCUCCCAGCGAUGAGCUCGAGGCUUUACGGCAAGCCGUCGUGGCGAAACAAGAGGAGGUUACCACGCAAGGCGACACCGUGCGAGCCCUGAAAGCCGCUAAGGCCGAUCGCGCGGAGAUCGACGCGGCGAUCGAGAAGCUCAAGCACUUAAAGAUAGACCUCGAGUCGUCAACGAAAGCAUUCACGGCGAAAUCGGAGGCGGAAGGAGGAGGGAAGGGCAAGGAUGCGAGCAUCAACCGCGAGGCGUUCCGGCAGGCCGUGAACAAUGCGCUGGAGCGUCGGCUGUUUAUCAUUCCGAGCUUCAAGAUCUAUGGCGGCGUGGCAGGGCUGUUCGACUACGGCCCGCCCGGCUGCGCCGUCAAGUCGAAUGUGCUCGCAUUCUGGCGCCAGCACUUCGUGUUGGAAGAGAACAUGCUGGAGGUGGAUUGCCCGUGCGUCACGCCCGACGCUGUCCUCAGAGCGUCAGGCCACGUGGACAAGUUCACGGACCUCAUGGUGAAGGACGUGAAGACGCAGGCGUGCUACCGCGCGGACCAUCUCCUUAAAGACCACCUCGGGGAGCUCCUAGAGAAGGAGGUGACAAUGGCGCCCGAGCGGCGCGAGGAGAUCAAGCACGUGCUGGCCGUGCUGGAUGAGUACGGUGCAGAGGAGUUGGACGGGAAGCUGAAGGAGUUCGGGGUGAAGGCUCCGGAUACCAAGAAUGAUCUCUCUGCUCCAUACCCGUUCAACCUCAUGUUUUCAACUGCUAUUGGCCCCACAGGGUUGCUGCACGGCUACCUCCGUCCCGAGACAGCGCAGGGCAUAUUCGUGAACUUCAAGGAUCUGCUGUACUACAACGGUGGCAAGCUGCCCUUUGCUGCUGCUCAGAUCGGCCAGGCCUUCCGCAACGAGAUCGCCCCCAGAGCGGGUCUGCUGCGAGUGCGUGAGUUCACGCUAGCAGAGAUCGAGCACUUUGUGAGCCCCGCCGACAAGUCCCACCCGCGCUUCUCCUCGGUGGCCGACCUCUCCUUCCUGCUCUACCCGCGCGCGGAGCAGCUGGGACCCAAACAGCCCGUCACCAUGCGGCUCGGGGAUGCUGUGGAGAAGGGCAUAAUCAACAACGAGACUCUCGGGUACUUCAUCGGGCGCACGUUCCUCUUCCUGUCCCGCCUGGGCAUCGAUCCGCAGCGCCUGCGCUUCCGCCAGCACCUGCAGCACGAGAUGGCGCACUAUGCCACGGACUGCUGGGAUGCUGAGAUCGAAUGCUCGUACGGCUGGGUGGAGUGCGUUGGUCUGGCUGAUCGCUCUGCCUUCGAUCUUAAGGCGCACACGGAGAAGAGCAAGGUGGAGCUGGUGGCGUAUGAGAAGUUCCCUGAGCCACGUGAGGUGGAGGUGAUGAGCAUCGUUCCCAGCAAGAAGGACAUUGGCAAGGCCUUUAAGCGCGAUGCCAAGCUCAUUGCCGAGUCCCUCGAGGCUAUGUCAGAGGCAGAUGCACUGGCAAUGAAAGCAACGCUUGAGGCGGAUGGCAAGGUGGAGUACACGCCGUGUGGGGGCAGCCAGGCGUUCAGCCUCAGCAAGGAGAUGGUCGCCAUUAGCAAGGAGAAGAAGAAGCUGCAGGGCCAAUCCUUCACUCCAUCCGUAAUCGAGCCGUCAUUCGGCAUAGGGCGAAUCAUCUACUGCAUCUACGAGCACUGCUUUUACUCCCGCCCCUCCGCCGACGAGGCACGCACCGUGUUCCGCUUCACGCCGCUCGUGGCGCCCAUCAAGUGCACCGUCUUCCCCCUCGUGCAGCGCGGGGACCUUGAGAGGGUGGCGCAGGAGGCGAGUGCAGGGCUGACCAAGGCGGGUGUGGCAAAUAAGAUUGACACCACUGGCACGACGAUUGGGAAGAGAUACGCAAGGACGGAUGAGCUCGGGUGCCCGUUUGCAAUUACGGUGGAUGGGCAGACUCUGGAGGAUGGCACCGUGACUCUACGGGAGCGUGACAGUACAGCGCAGGUGCGCAUUCACAAGGAUGAGGUGGCAUCGGUGUUGCGCCAGCUGGCGGAUGGGCUGCUGGUUUGGACGGAUGCGCAGGGCAAGUACCCUGCUGUUGCUCAGAAGGAAGCUUGA
Messenger RNA from Closterium sp. Naga37s-1, 2094 nucleotides. The record is from the annotation of a GenBank genome assembly. NCBI's taxonomy places the organism in Eukaryota, Viridiplantae, Streptophyta, Zygnematophyceae, Desmidiales, Closteriaceae.